Messenger RNA from Andrographis paniculata, 1046 nucleotides. Its product is annotated as NAD(P)H-quinone oxidoreductase subunit L, chloroplastic. Bases 212 to 889 code for a protein of 225 amino acids. The transcript is spliced from 6 exons. Gene Ontology annotation, molecular function: oxidoreductase activity, acting on NAD(P)H, quinone or similar compound as acceptor. Lineage: Eukaryota; Viridiplantae; Streptophyta; Magnoliopsida; Lamiales; Acanthaceae. The record is from RefSeq and is a predicted model, not a curated record.
CAUCUCUCUCAUCAUAUAAUAUAUAUAUAUAUGUAUGUAUAUCUUCGCCUUCAAACGUAGUCUUGUUUGAAAGCUGUAUAUUCCCCAAAUUGAAGAAUCGUCAAUCUCCAUUUCUGAACGGAGGAGACCCAAAUUAAACAAGCAGACGUCGUCAUCAGAUAAGAUCAGGUGGAUUAUAACGUUGUUAUGCGUGCUGAGCCUGAGCCUGAGCAUGAGGAUGAACAUUAGUAUGAGCAUCCCCAAGGCUCUGCCUUCUCUAUCCCAAAUCCAUUUAUAUAUUAAUUAUUCUAAUUACCAAUCAAACCCAUAUCCAAAGCCAAGGGCUCAUCUCGCCCACCAUUGCAGCAGCAGCAGAAGAAUGCAGCAUCCCAAUUACAAGUACUCGAUGCAGCAGCAGCCAAUAGCAAAUCUCAACUCAAACCAGCACCUGCUACCUCAAUUUGGAACUGAGAGUCAUCGUUGUCGUUCUUUGCCACUUAUUCAACUACUUGGAGCAGCUGCAGCAGUUUUAUUGUCCACUGUACGUACCUACCAUUCAAGUUCUUCUUCAUUAAACACAGUGACAGGUGAGAACUAUGAGGAAGAUCUGGUGUGGGUUUUGAUCCAAUCUGGGAUUUCAGCUUUCUUAUACUUCAUCCUAUUUCCACCAGUGAUUAUGAAUUGGCUUAGAAUCAGAUGGUACAAGAGGAACCUGGUGGAAAUGUAUUUUCAGUUCCUGUGCGUCUUCCUCUUCUUUCCCGGAGUGCUGCUUUGGGCGCCAUUUCUCAACUUCAGAAAGUUCCCAAGAGAUCCAUCCAUGAAGUACCCAUGGUCCGUACCCCAAAACCCUUCUCUAAUCAAAGGUGGAUUCCGCAAAUAUCCAUGGGCUCAGCCUGAAGACUACGAAUGAAUGACGACAGACGACAUUAAUUCUCACCAUGCACACAAUAUAUAUAUAUAUAUUUAUACACUACAUUCUCUCCAUUUUUUUUUCUUCAAAAUACUAUUAGAUUCUAACACUUAUUAUUUUCAUAUACAAAUCAUAUCUAAUUACUAUUUCAAGCUAA